GGAGCAGCAAAAGCGUCAGCAGGAGCAGCAUCAGCGGCAACAAAAAACCCUCAUCAAAUCCUCACCUAGGCUCUCAGUGUAUCCAGAUCCACAUCUUCACUCAAGCCGGGAGAGGGAAAGAGGAAAGGGGGGGAGGAAAAAAAAAAAACCCAACAACUUAGCGGAAACUUCUCAGAGAAUGCUCCAAAACUCAGCAGUGCUUCUGGUGCUGGUGAUCAGUGCUUCUGCAACCCAUGAGGCGGAGCAGAAUGAUUCUGUGAGCCCCAGGAAAUCCCGGGUGGCAGCUCAGAACUCAGCUGAAGUGGUUCGCUGCCUCAACAGUGCGCUGCAGGUCGGCUGUGGGGCUUUUGCAUGCCUGGAAAACUCCACCUGUGACACAGAUGGGAUGUACGACAUCUGUAAAUCCUUCUUGUACAGCGCUGCUAAAUUUGACACUCAGGGAAAAGCAUUUGUCAAAGAGAGCUUAAAGUGCAUCGCCAAUGGGGUCACCUCCAAGGUCUUCCUUGCCAUUCGGAGGUGCUCCACUUUCCAGAGGAUGAUUGCUGAGGUGCAAGAGGAGUGCUACAGCAAGCUGAACGUGUGCAGCGUCGCCAAGCGGAACCCCGAAGCCAUCACCGAGGUCGUCCAGCUCCCCAAUCACUUCUCCAACAGAUACUAUAACAGGCUUGUCCGAAGCCUCCUGGAAUGUGACGAAGACACGGUGAGCACCAUCAGAGACAGCCUGAUGGAGAAAAUUGGGCCCAACAUGGCCAGCCUCUUUCACAUCCUGCAGACGGAUCACUGUGCCCAAACACACCCACGAGCUGACUUCAACAGGAGGCGCACCAGCGAGCCACAGAAGCUGAAAGUCCUCCUCAGGAACCUCCGAGAAAAUUGCAUGAAACGAGGCUUCUGUAAUCAAUAUCCCAACAUUCUGCGAUGGCAGCAUUCCCACAGACAGAAUAUGUGUGAUCUUUCUGCCUCUCAGCAGGAGAAAGUACCCUCUUUUAUCACGUUCCUUCCCCAGGUCCCCUCAGACUCCUCUCAAACACAAAGCAUUUGCAUAAGGCCCAGUCAUUGUCAUUGGAAGCUGUGGGGCCCUUUAAGAUGGUUGCCCCAGUAGAGUUAGCUGAUGAGAAGCGACUUAAUUUAAAUGCAUGUCUUAAAUGCCCAUAAAGGUGUUAAAUGGAAUUCGUGUGAUGAAUCUGUGCUGGCCAUGGACGAAUAUGAAUGUCGUGUUUGAAUUCUUGAUCUCUCAUGAGCUAGUGUCUUACGGUCUUGAUCCUCCAGUGUAUAAUUUCCUUUCCAACACAUUUACCAAAUUGCUCAACCCUGGCUCUUCAACCGGGCUUUGAGCCUGCAUCUUCUUGCAUCUAAUGAAAAACAAAAAGCUAACAUCUUUAUGUACUGUAACUGCUCAGAGCUUUAAAAGUAUCUUUAACAAUUGUCUUAAAACCAGAGAAUCUUAAGGUCUAACUGUGGAAUAUAAAUAGCUGAAAACUAAUGUACUGUACAUAAAUUCCAGAGGACUCUGCUUAAACAAAGCAGUAUAUAAUAACUUUAUUGCAUAUAGAUUUAGUUUUGUAACUUAGCUUUAUUUUUCUUUUCCUGGGAAUGGAAUUAACUAUCUCACUUCCAGAUAUCCACAUAAAUGCUCCUUGUGGCCUUUUUUAUAACUAAGGGGGUAGAAGUAGUUUUAUUCAACAUCAAAACUUAAGAUGGGCCUGUAUGAGAUAGGAAAAACCAACAGGUUUGUCUGAAGGACCCCGGGUAAAAUGUUAAUCUCCCAGCCCACCUCAACUCAGAGGCUACUCUUGACUUUGAUCUCUCCUGAAACGGCUCUGUCAUAUCCAUCCGGGAAUCACAGGAACCCAAAAGAGCAUCCCUUUGGGCUUGGACCACUUACAGUGAGUGUGAUAAGGCCUAGUCUAUCUUGGGAAGUGGCAGUUCCUGACUCGCCCACCACCUUUCAUCGGUGAACCGAUGAUGGCGUGGGAGACUUUCCCUUAAGUCAGUCAGGAACGAGUCAGUCAGCCUUUGGGUCUUCAGUUCCGGGGACUUGGGGCUGAGGGGGUAUAAAGAACCCUGGGCUGUCCAGCCUUAAUAGACUCCUCUUACAUUUUUGUCCUGUAGCACACUGCCUGCCAAAGUAGUCCUGGCAGCUGGGCUAUCUCUGUAGGAUCGCAAAAAAAAAAAACAAAAAAACCCAAAAAAAAAAAAAAAAAAAAGGAAAAAGGAAAAAAAAGAAAAAA
Messenger RNA from Neomonachus schauinslandi (Hawaiian monk seal), 2231 nucleotides. RefSeq names its product stanniocalcin 1 (gene STC1). Bases 179 to 1102 code for a protein of 307 amino acids. Gene Ontology annotation, molecular function: hormone activity. Gene Ontology annotation, biological process: intracellular calcium ion homeostasis. Gene Ontology annotation, cellular component: extracellular region. The record is from RefSeq and is a predicted model, not a curated record. The transcript is spliced from 5 exons. Lineage: Eukaryota; Metazoa; Chordata; Mammalia; Carnivora; Phocidae.